AUGGAGGAAUGUGAGAUUUCGGACACUGAGAUAACCAAGCUUACAGAGUUCCAGGGUGAGGCUUCAGAUGUCAUCAGUCAGGACGAUGAGGACGAAGUGGAGGAACUGCAAAACAGUCUACGGGAGGUUAUCCAGGACCAUUCUGUGAAGCCCAAACUCCAGUGCCUGAUGGUGGAUCCUUCAUUCUCCAUGGUGACUGUCCAGAGCGAGGACAGUGGUAUAGUGUGGGAGACAGCAUCUAGCCGCUGCUCUACUCCUUGGGCCUCUGAGACCAGCUCCAUCUCGGAAGCCUGCAACAUGGAAGGGUCUGGAUCUGCCGGGAAAAUCACCAUCAUCUUUGAUGAGGACAAAGUCGUUCGCAGAAGAACGAGGUCAGGAAGAAGCAGCAGAUUGAGGGACAGACUGACCAGAACUGGCACUUCAAGAUCAGCCUCAGCUCUGGGAGUGGAGAGACCCGAGAUGGCAGAAGUGUCGCUUCCCAAUGUCAAAGAACAUCGGAAUGGAGCAGAGACAGAUUUGGAAGAGAUCAGAAACAGAGAUCAGCAGUUGUUUAGUUUGAUUUCAGAGGGGUACGAGAUUCUUAACAUCAGAGUCCCAUCCAAACUUCCCACAGUUGAUGAAGAGGAGAGCACAGAACUUCAGGACAACUUGACUUACUUAGACGAGACUCCCAAGAUCAGAUCUCGAUCCCACCUCAACAAAACCACCCAGAACAAUAGCCCUUCCGAAGAGGUGAAAAUACAGGAGUCUAUUGAGCAACAGUCCACAAAUGAAGACACUCUGUCUUCGCUGGACACUGAGCUCAAACACACAUCUAUACCACAAGACGGCUCCAAAGACAUUGAUUACUUUGAGAAGUUUACCCUGGUGGAUGAGGUGGUUCCGGGACAAAAGUCUCCAGAACUUAAGGAGCAGGUGGAAGAACCAUUGCUGGAAUGCACAGUGGAGUCAAUGCCUGCAAAGGUAGACAAAGACAAUCCAUCAGAGUCAGAGGACUCAUUCGUCAUGGUGACAGAAGUCGAGAUAGUUGGUGAACACCUGGACGAGGUCUUCUAUGGAGAAGGAGCUCCUGCAAACGCAAUGCAGCAAAAAGUGGACGAGGAAGUAAAAGGUUCCAGAGUGAGAAGAGACAGUCAGAGAUCCAUGAAGGAGAGCGGCUCGGUAUUGUUUGGAAGUGAAGAAACCACACUCACGCCUAUUUAUAUCUCCCCUGGACCCCCUAAGAUAAUUGAUCCCAUUCUGCUGGAAGAACCCACCGCCAUGUCCUUCAUGUACUCUGACCUUUAUGAGGAUGCUGUAGGUGAGAAGAGAAAGAGUGAUGAGGAAUACUCCGAGGUAGAGAGUGUGGCAUCUGAGAAAUCUUUUAAGAAAUGUUUUUCAGAUUCAGAGGAGGCAGAGGGAUACCUGGAAAAGUUCAUUUUGAAAGAUGAUACCCCUACUGUGGACAUUCCAGUGGAUGCAGUGGAGGAUAAAGGAGACAGGAGGCUGAUAUGGUCUCAGAGUAAGUUUGAAAUGACAGGCUGUCUUACAAGAGCUGUGGAAGAGGAACAAGACAAGGACAAGGCAGAGGAUUCAAAACAAGUUGUCAACACUGAAGUAGUAAAAGAUUCAGACGCACCAAAGUCAAAAGAGCAUGGUCCAGAAAAGGCAGGCAAAGAAGUACAUCACUCUGAGGAUAGUGAAGAACAACUUGCUCAUAGAGAUUUAAUUCAUGAAGAUAGUCUGAAGAAGGAAGAGGGGCAGGCGACGGAUCAAAUUCCUGACUCUAAGAUUGUAACGGUAGAGACAACAUAUGAACACCAAAGAAAUGAUCACGUUAAUGAUCAAAGUCAAAGUAAAACACAAGAGAAGCCUCAGACUCAUGCUGUGCCGGAGCAGAAACCUGAUAUUUCACCGACUGUAACUGAUCUCCUUCAAAGCGAAGACACAGUGGGGGACACCUAUGAGACAGAAGUAGUUAUUGAUAAGGACAUCCUGGAGGAGAUCCUAGCAGAAGGAGCAGACAGAAAUAUGGAGGCUUUAAAAGUGACACUAGAAGAGAAAUAUAAGAAAAUGGAGCUUGAUCCCAAGGAACCUGCAGUUGAGGGCUUUACUGAUUGUGAACCCAUGGUGCAUGCAGUUGUGAAAAUAACUGAGAAGACUGCUGAUGAAAACCUGACCCAGACUAAGGUCCAAAUUGAUCUUCAGGAGGUAACAAGUACUCCUCAAAAAGAAACGCUCACACAAAACGUUUCAGUGCCCGAGUCGGUUUGUUUUGCGCCUGACACAGAGUUGGAGGUCAUAACCAAAAUGGAUGAACAAGAGGCCGAUUCAAGUAACACACAACAGGAAAUGAAUGCACAUGAGUACCAGAUCCCUUCAAAAGACAACAAAGCUGACACUUUGAAGACCGAAAGAGACGAUGACUUGAUUGUCCUUGUUCCCAAAGGUCAAGCUGUGGAGAUGGAUAUAGACAUGAGUCCAAGCUCAGAGAGGAUAACCAAAUGUGAAACAGUAAAUCUCCUUGAUCCAGACACAGAAUAUGAACAAAUAACUAAAUCUGAUCACCACACCAUAGAAACGCUAGCAGUGCCUCAGCCGGAAGAACCAAUUGGAAAGUCUGAAUAUUUGAACAGUACGCCUUCACCUACACCUUCACUAGAAAAGGCAGGGAAAGAUGAGCUGGAGGCCAAGGAGGACAAAGAUGAUCUUUUUUCCCCUCUGAGGAGUUUUGCCCCACAAGAAGAUUUAUCUCUGACCCAGGAAGAGAACCUUCAAUCAGAUGCUGCAGGCAAAGAAGAAAAUGGAGAAGUUGCAAUAGAAAGAGAAAUGAGCCCAGAGACCGAUUUUUACAUAGAGUCCGAGGGCAAAACUAAAGCUCAAGAUGAGAUAUCUGAAGAUAUUCCAGAGUUGACAUUUGAGAUUAUAACCGAACUGGACACCAGCGAGCAAACGGAACUUGGAGGAUGGGAAGAUGUACAGGAACCAGUGUUGGUGUCGGUUCAGGAGGUUGAGGAAGAGAGAGAUGUGAAAGACUUUCAGGACGAGGAGCUCAUUGAGGCCGAUUAUGACAUCAUUGAUGCUGAGGAGCAGCUUCACGCCAGACUGGCUGCUGAGCUACAAGGCAUGGAUUGGUUCUGUCUCACCUGUCAGUCUUUGCUGUCUAAGGAAGACUGUGAUUCUGGUGACCAUGAUGGCCAUGAGGUGACUGCAGUGGACAAAGCCUUUGAGGAUGUCAAGGAGCGACUCAGUGACUGGAUCUCAGAGCUACAGGGGAGGUCUGAGAACAUCGAGGACCUGGUAUCUGAACUGGAGUUGGCCUACCACUCUGUGGAGGAGAACUUGCACAAUUGCGAGGCAGCCAUGCAGGCACAGAAUGACGAGAUGAUGGCCUUGGUGAUGCAGCAGUAUAACGACAUGUCUGUCAACAUGGAAGAGGAGAAGAAGGCCAAGCUGGAGCAGCUCUACGAUCAGAUUGUCUCCUUUCAGGAAAGCAUCGAUUCAGCCAAGGCCACCCUGGAGACUACAGCCAGAGAGGCUGACGCCGAAGCUCGGACUCCUGACGACAUUCAUGCAAGGCUUAAAGCAGCUCUGGAGUCAACCAUGUCCCUGGAAUUGGGCUCCAAGGGAUUACUGGUAUUUGAAGAUUACGCCAAAGGCAACGCCUCUAGCCCGCAGCUGGCGCAACGAAAGGGAAUUCCAGUCCCUCAGAGGCCCAUCCUGGAGCCCCAGGAGGCUGGAUUGGCCACUAGCACUAGUGUCACUGUUUACUGGAGGGUCAAUCCCGGAGACAUCAUUGACUGCUUCCAGGUCUACUGCAUGGAAGACCCACAAGGAGCUGUGUCUGAGGAGUACCGUGUGACUGUGAAGGAAAGUUACUGUAACCUGGAGGAGCUGGAGCCUGAUAAGUCUUACAAGGUGUGGGUCAUGGCUGUCAACUACACGGGCUGCUCUCUGCCUAGCGAGAGGCGCGUCUUCACCACAGCACCGUCAGUACCAGUAAUUGAUAGCGAACGCUGCACCGUCACGUGGGACUCAGCCAAGCUCAGAUGGAGUCCGGCAAAACAAAACCCUGGACAGAGUUUCAUCCUGGAGUACUGUCGCCAGUAUGAGCUGGAAGGAGACGGGCUUAGAUCGAUAGCAGGCAUAAAAAGCUGUGAACAUGGAGUUUUGUUGCAACCAAAUGAGAAUUAUCUGUUUUACGUCAAAGCUGUGAAUGAAGCUGGAGUCAGUGAACAAAGUGAAGCUGCUCUCAUUUCAACUAAAGGAACUAGAUUUCACCUGCUAAAAGCUUCAGCUCAUCCAGCUCUGGAGCUGUCAGAAGACCAAACCUCUGUUUCCUUGUCAAAAGAUGCUUAUGAGCGUGUGUCAUCCACAGAAAAACAGCCUCCAUUCAUCUUAGGUGAGUUAUUGCCAGCGAGAGGACACCACUACUGGGAGACCACAGUGUCAGAAUGUCCAGCUUACAGACUUGGAGUAGCACACAUCUCAGCCCAAAGAAAAUGCUUCCUGGGUGAAAACAAGCUGUCAUGGUGUUUACAGUGCAUCCCAUCACCAUCUGGUUGCAGGUAUCAAAUGAUCCACGGUGCAACUCAGUCCAGCAUGUUUGUCAUAGAGUCGCCUGAACGGGUGGGUACGCUCCUGGACUACCAGCUGGGUCGUCUAUGUUUCUAUAAUGCCCAAACGGGUCAAGCGUUGGGGUCAUUCAGGCACAGCCUCACCGGACCGUGUCACCCUGUUCUGGCCCUGGAAACGCCGGGUCGGCUAGAGGUCGGAUUUGUGCCGGAAUUGCCUGAGUUUGUCCGAGGCUGCUAG
Nerophis lumbriciformis (worm pipefish) is the source of this 4794-nucleotide messenger RNA. NCBI's taxonomy places the organism in Eukaryota, Metazoa, Chordata, Actinopteri, Syngnathiformes, Syngnathidae. The record is from RefSeq and is a predicted model, not a curated record.